AACCAGAAACCAUGAAGAGGAACAACAGAAAACACAAAUCUAAAUCAGGAGGAGAAGAUCAAGAACAAGAACAGAAGAGACUCGAAGUCGUGAAAGCAGUGGCACAAGCUUGGCUCAGUCGCUCUAACACGACGACAACCUCUUCGUGCUGGGAGUUCGGAGCUCAGAGAAGGUACGGUUUCAUCAGAGACAAGCCUUCGCGUUUCAAGAUAGAGGCGUUAUCGAUAACGGCGGGCGUUGAUACGGACGAUCACCGCUACCGUUAUCCGACGGGUUCUCGUUGGGAUUUCGGGCAAUCUCUGUGGGAUUCGUACGAGAUUGUCGCAGUUUCGAAGAAGUUGGAACGAGGGCUCGCGUUAGAAAACGCGUUUUCGGGUUUCGUAGGGGACAACGAUGACGGGGAAUGGAGCAGAUUGAUAGGGCUGAAGAAGAAGAAGAAGAAGACGAAGGGGGAAGAGAGUAGAAAUAGUCUUAGGAGUUUGUUCUAUCGUGCUUGUUCGAGGAGGUUCAAUAACGUUGAUGUGAAUAGUCCGGAAAGUUAA
This is a messenger RNA of Tarenaya hassleriana, 542 nucleotides long. RefSeq lists its product as uncharacterized. The record is from RefSeq and is a predicted model, not a curated record. The transcript has a single exon. The coding region runs from base 12 to 542 and encodes 176 amino acids. Lineage: Eukaryota; Viridiplantae; Streptophyta; Magnoliopsida; Brassicales; Cleomaceae.